Messenger RNA from Cottoperca gobio, 2635 nucleotides. RefSeq names its product RAB3A interacting protein (rabin3)-like 1 (gene rab3il1). The coding region runs from base 240 to 1553 and encodes 437 amino acids. Gene Ontology annotation, cellular component: Golgi to plasma membrane transport vesicle. NCBI's taxonomy places the organism in Eukaryota, Metazoa, Chordata, Actinopteri, Perciformes, Bovichtidae. The record is from RefSeq and is a predicted model, not a curated record. Gene Ontology annotation, biological process: exocytosis. Gene Ontology annotation, molecular function: guanyl-nucleotide exchange factor activity. The transcript is spliced from 12 exons.
CAACAGCAGAGUGAAGUGCGGACAGAAUUCAAUCUUUUGAUUAUUAAAAGCACAAUUUCAUCAGUUUUGACAUAUUUUUGGUGCUCUGGCAACACUUAAGGAUCCGUUUUGAACACUUUGAUCCUUGACACUCACAGGCAUCAGGAUCAAUAAAUAAAAACAUUUAACAAACUGAAUGUAACUUCAGAGCAGACAUCAAGAUGUUUCUGAUGAGUGUCUGCCCUGUCUGAAAGAGAGACAUGGAUGCUUUUGAGGGAAUUCACAGCGUCCAGAUUUCCUCUUCUCCGCCGUCUUCAACAAGCCCAGGAUAUGAAGUCCUCAAAACAGGGAGAUCUGGAAUAGCAGUAUAUUCCUCUGCAGUGUUUUUCGGCACACCUGAAGUCCUGGGACAGCCAGCCGCUAGACACAAGUGCAGCAGGGACACUAAGGAGGAAGGCUGUGUUGUAGGACGGUUGGUAGAUCUGGAUCCAGAGCCAAAGUCCAGAGUGGAGGGAGGAGGUCAGGCUGGGCCCACCUCAGGCAGAGACCAUGGCAACCUCUCACGGCUUCGUAGUUCGUCGUUGGAGAUCAAAGAAAAAGAAAUCAGAGAAAAGGGCUCGGAGAUCCUCAGGGAACAGCUGGAUGCUGCAAAGAGGGAACUGAAACUAAAGGACAAGGAGUGUGAGCGUCUGUCUCAGGUCAGGAUUCAGCUGGAGCAGGAGCUGGAGGAGCUGACUGCCAGUCUGUUUGAGGAAGCUCACAAGAUGGUGCAUGAUGCUAACGUCAAACAAGCUGCUGCGGAGAAACAACUGAAGGAGGCUCAGGGAAAGAUUGAUGUUCUGCAGGCGGAAGUGACAGCGCUCAAGACUCUGGUGUUGACAUCAACACCUUCUUCACCAAACCGCCAGCUGCAUCCACAGCUGCAGCCGUCAGGAACCAGAGGAGCGUACAGACAUGUGCGCAACAAGAGCGCGAGCGGUACCUUUCCAUCUUUACCUGGAAAACCAGAGCCCUCCUCGCUUUCCAUUCAACCUGUGACCAAAGAGGACCGAGAGAUGGACUCUGUUCUGUAUGCAGAGUUUUUGAUGUGGAAGGAGAAUCCAAGUGUAGAGCGCUCCUCUGCCUUCUUGAGUCGCACCUACAGAGAAGACAUCGGACCGUGCCUCUCCUUCACGAGAUCUGAGCUGUCGCAGCUGGUGCAGAGUGCGGUGGAAAACAACUCUUUGACUAUCGAGCCCGUGGCCAUGUCAACGCUACCGAUGGUUAAAGCCUCAGCUGUUGAGUGUGGCGGCCCAAAUGGCUUUAGGGCAGCAAUAGAGACAAAAUGUGCGUUAAGCGGCAUGUCCCGCCUCUGCCGACAUCGCAUCAAACUUGGCGACAAGGGGAGCUACUAUUACAUCUCUCCUUCCAGCCGAGCACGGAUCACGGCUGUUUGCAAUUUUUUUACUUAUAUCCGCUACAUCCAGCAGGGCCUGGUGAGACACGAUGCGGAGCAGAUGUUCUGGGAGGUGAUGCGUCUCCGCAGAGAGAUGACUGUGGCCAAGUUAGGUUUCUACCUCACUGACCAGGGCUAGAGGGCCUGGCGGGGACGGCAUGAUCCCAGGACCUUGAGUAUUCGAGGUCAGGGUUAAACUGUGGUAACAAACAGGUCUUGGAUCAGUUUUUGUAGCAGAGGUUGUACAGCAUUAGUGCUGCAGCAGGGGCCGACCAACAAGGGAAACAGAAAAUGUUCAAAGACAAAGAGUUAAACCAGCACAGCUAGAAGGAAGUAAAAAUAACAUGAUUUUAAAUAGUGUUAUUCCCAUAUAUGUAAAAUAUAUUUUCCUCCAGUAAUUAUCUCCGCUGGAGAAGAGAGUUGUUUCUGUUUCUGAACCUCCCCGGUGGAGUACACACAACUUCUCUUGUUAAUACAAAGAGACUCUAUGUAUCAUGUUCCAGGCGUUAGUCUGUCGAAAAGCACAACGCAUGAGAGCAGAGAGCUUUGGUCUCUUACCUCAAGUAUUACAUAUUGAUAUGUAACUAUGUAAUGUUAUAGUUCUACUGUGAGAUUAACAAUAUCCAUGUGGUUUCCACAGAACAAUUAUUUUUACAUAAAUAUAACUAGCAUCUCUUCUUUCAGUUAUCGGCUCAAACACAACAGACGUUUAAAUGUGUGGAUGCACUCUUGCACUACUUGUCCUCGAUGCCUUGUAUAAUCACACAAAUGAAACGGCUUCAUGUCGGCCUGACCUGUACUUCAUAACCAGAAAUAUUGCUAAUGACUUAGUUAUGACACCUCCGGGCUCAAAAUAGUGGCAGUUUCACAAUAUAGUCAGAAGAUUAGCUUUAAUACAAGUGAUCGCAAUAUGAAAUGCAAUGAAGAAUAUGUACAUACAGUAAAAGCCAUAAAUAACUUUGCAUGAAUGCAGUACAUAGCCAUAUUAUACAAUGUAUAUUGGUUGUACUUCAUAGUAUAGAUUUAUUAUUUUGAAUGGAUUGUUUUUCUUUUUUUUACAGAAAACUGUUGAAGGUUAAAAAUGAUGAAUAUUGGGUCAGAAAGUGCAAUAAAAAAACUGCUUCUAAGCCUUCUUUAGGGCUUUGAGGUUCCUAACCUCAGUGUACCGAUAAUUAAUACACUCCAUUAAUAAAGGCGAGGCAUUGUAGCCUCACUACAUCA